Molecule: messenger RNA, 761 nt
Organism: Cotesia glomerata
Lineage: Eukaryota; Metazoa; Arthropoda; Insecta; Hymenoptera; Braconidae
Gene: Cbp20
Product: nuclear cap-binding protein subunit 2
Exons: 3
Coding region: 213-695 (160 amino acids)
Biological process (GO): mRNA cis splicing, via spliceosome
Cellular component (GO): nuclear cap binding complex
Molecular function (GO): RNA cap binding
Source: RefSeq, a predicted model, not a curated record
UGUAUCAAAAUGGUGGCUGACGUGUCCAAUAACAAACGACAAGCGUGGUGUGCAGUUAAAAAGUUACUCUCAUAAAAUUCCAACGUUUUUAAUUAAUAAAAUAACGGUUUUAAUCAAUUAAAACAAUUCGCGGACGUCAAUAAUUUAAUUAGUGAGAUUUAAGUUGAGAAAUAUAUAAGAUAUAUAUAUUAAGCAAGAAAAUCACAGGGAAAAUGUCUCUGCCAUCUCCGUCAGUUGAACUGAGCUCCUACCGCGACCAACAUUUCAAGGGCUCAAGAGCCGAACAGGAUCGUUUGCUCCGGACAUCAACGACCCUUUACGUCGGAAAUUUGUCUUUCUACACCACCGAGGAGCAGAUCUACGAAUUAUUCAGCAAGUGCGGAGACAUAAAGCGCAUCGUUAUGGGCCUGGACAAGUACAAAAAGACGCCCUGCGGGUUCUGCUUCAUGGAGUAUUACCUCAGAAGCGACGCCGAGAACUGCAUGAGGUACGUCAACGGCACCAGGUUGGACGACAGAAUUAUUAGGACUGACUGGGACGCGGGAUUCAUCGAGGGGAGACAGUAUGGACGAGGAAAAACUGGUGGACAAGUAAGAGAUGAAUAUAGAUCAGACUUCGAUAGUGGCCGAGGAGGAUACGGAAAAAUAAUCCAACAAAAGGUCCAACCAAUCGCUGAGACCGGAUACGGUCGUUAAAUUAACUAUUUAAUAAAUAAUUGUAAUAUUAAUAUUAUUAAUAAGACUAAUUAAUUUGAUUGUCAA